AUGAUCGCGGUGAUCAUCGUGAAGAUCGUGCUGACGCCACUCGGGGCGAGUGGCGUGACUCUGUUUGGAGUCAUUGGGAUGGCGGCGAAGCUCGUUCAUGGGGAAAUGGACGGGAUAGUGGCGACCGCCAAGGGGACGAUCGUUCCGGUUGGCAUCGGAGAGCUAGCUGGGAUACGUCGGCGAGCACUGCCCCUGGCACUGGCACCGAUCAAGGAUGGCAGCCAAAGGACCCAGACCCAUGGUCCAAUGGCGACGACCCGUGGACCAAGGCAAAGCAUGACGACCAAUGGGCCCCACGAGCUGGACGCGGCGAUCGAGGAGUUUUCCAAGCAGCUCCCUGGGCGGAUGGUAGAGCUCCUCGAGACCGAGGUGACGAUUACGAAGGAGGCCGCGGCGGAAACUGGGGCAAUGGAGCGUGGAGUGAUAGUGACGGAGUCGCAUGGAGUGGCUGGUCGCACUUCGACGGCGGUGGCUUCAGCUCCCAAGGCGGCCGAUACGGCAGCCAGUCAGGAGGCGGCGGGCGCGCUUCAGAGAAGCUUACUGUACCCUCUUUCUCUGGAGAGGAUGCCGACGACCUUGGAGGUUCUGCAAGGUCGACUCGUCCUGUACCAGAACCUGACUGGGAAGGCGUGGAUCUCGGCGGAAGAGCUUUCGCUUCCAAGGUUGGGAUCCAACGAUGGCGUGAGCUACCUGGUCUCGUGGAUCAAUGCCCGGUUCUUGGAUCUGGAAGUGGCAAGGAUUGGUCGGGCUUUCAGUGACUUCUUCAGACGUUUGCGUCGCCGACAAGGGCAAACAAUCCGCGAGUAUAACACGGAGUAUGACAGGCUGCACGCGCGCUUGCGCGAGGUGGGAUGUUCUAUCCCCGAGGAGUGCGCGGCAUGGCUCUACUUGGACAGGCUACAGCUCGAGGAGAGCCAAGAGUUGAACCUCCUGGCGAGCGUCGGCAACUCCUACAGUCUUCAUCGACUUCAGCAGGCCGCGGUGCUCCACGACCGCGGUCAGAGGAAGCCUUGGGAGACUACCAAGGGCCGGCGCGCGCACACGGCGCACGUCACCGACACCGCGGACGGCACCGUCUCAGAGGGCGACGGCUCAGAGCUCGAGGAUGGUGUCCCUGAGGACGUGGCGGUGGCGUAUGCGACCUACCAGACUGCCAAGGAGAAGUACAAGGAGCAGAACAAGGCCAGAGGAUACUACGGCGACCGCGGUGCAGGGGACAAAGGGAAGGCGAAGGGCAAUGACGCCUCUCGCGACGAGAAGAUCCGCCUCAUGAAGAGCAAGUCCUACUGCAACAGCUGUGGCAAAAAGGGCCAUUGGCACAAGGACCCAGAAUGCCCUAACAACGGUCCUGGCCAGAGUGUGCGAGACGUGGAAGUUUGCCAUCAUGUUCCUCUGGAGGUGUACGCGGUGCGCCAUGACGGCAGAGGGCUAGUUGGAAUCACAGACACGGCAUGCGCCAAGUCGGUCGCAGGCACUGCUUGGCUCCAGAACUAUAGCAACGAGAUCUCCCGCGUCUACCAGAAGCCCGAGCUCGUGAGGGAACAUGAAGCCUUCAGGUUCGGAACCGGGAAGGUGCACCACUCAUCGUUCCACGUCGUGCUUUACUUCGAGAUGGGCGGCCAGGUGAUUGAAUUGAAGGCGUCAAUCAUCAAUGGAGACGUGCCGCUGCUUCUCUCAAAGGACUCGUUGGCCCAGCUCGGGAUGGUCUACGAUGUUGCCGCUAACCGUGCGGAUUUUCGAGCAUUGGGCCUCAAAGGCUUCGGGCUCAUCACUACCACCUCGGGACAUCCCGCAAUUCCUAUCAUUCCAGCAAGGCCCGGCGAAGGAGCUGGUCGUCUUGUGAUUGCAGACCGACAGGCCCCGAGCGAUGUGCAAUACACGGCCUUUGCGGUAUCAACAACAAGCCUCAAGUCCCAAGGCCCCCCGAAGAGUGGUCCAAGGUUCUCUACAAGUUCGCCGAACAGUCCUCCUACAUCAAGCCCCAACCAAGCCGUCAACUACAAAAUCUUCUACGACAAGAAGCUUAGUCCGGAAGCCAAGAACAUCCUCACGCAAGAUCGUCUUCAUGAGCAGUCCUUUAUCUCGUGGUGGGAAGGCAGCAAGGUGUCAACGGACAUGUUGCUCAGUUCGAUUGCCGACACACGCAUCACGGACAUGGCCUCGCAAUGCAAACCGCCCGCGAUCAGCUCGAUGACGAAGGCCCAGCUCCUCCAGGAGUGCGAGAGAGUCGGAUUGGUGGUCCACCGUACCUGGACGGUGGAAGAGAUCAAGGCAGUCAUUCAGGAGUACCGUAUGACGAACGCAGCCUCUCAGCCCGGACACCAGAUGAAGUCGAUCACCUCUCUGAAUCUCCCGGAGCUCCGCAUCAAGGCCGACGAGCUUGGGGUGGAGUACAACCACACCACCACGAAGGGCAACCUCCUUCGCCUCAUCAGGGACUCUCUGUCCACUCCCGGGACCGAACUGAUGAAAAUCGGCAAGUACAAGGGGUUCGAGUUCCAGGAAGUGCCUCGUGGCUACGCGGAGUGGGCAUCCAGAGAAGUGAAGGCGAGCUCCAAUCCUCACCCGGAACUGGUGAGGUUCGCUCGCUGGUGGGACAACUCCCAAGAGAGGGCGUAUGUGGAGGAGAGGACCAUCGAGGCGAACUCCGUGAUCCCCUUUCCCGACUCGGAGACGGACACCUCGGCGUGGGGCAACUGGAGCGAGUGGGGAAGGGAGUCGCCGAAGAAGCAGACCCCAGCGAAAGGGGCGUCGAAGGGCUACAGUCGGAACACCGACCUCAUGCUUCCCCGCACCAACAAGCGCGGGAGCUCAUCCCAGGCGGAGAGCGCGAUGGACGCAGAGGGCGACCCGGAGACGAUUGCCGAGAUCGAGGCGUUGGAACAGAAGCUCGCGGCCCUGAAGGACAAGGCGAAAGUGACUGCCAAGGCGGUGCCAAAGGACCACAGCGAGGACACGGCACUACGAUCCGACGGGAAGGCAAACACCAAUGGAGGCGCACCACCAGGUGAUCUUCCUCGCCUCCAUGUACGCUUUGAUGAGCAUGCGGAAUUGCUUUCUCCGCGACCUCCCCGUCGAGGGCUAUGCGACUAUGAGCGUGAGGGCAGCCAUUUUGGAAGUAAGACCUUCGUGCACAAGGACGGGUGUUGUGGCAAGGAAGACGAUGUCCUCUUCCACGAGGCCUUCAUCAGUCAAGAGGAGUUCGCGAAGGCCCUUGCUAGCAAGCACACCAACUAUGCUUGUGCCACCACAACCCAGGACAACCAAGAUGAGUUCGCGCGGGCCUACCAGGACAAUGACUUCACCUACGACAAGCUCCUCGACCUCCUCAACCAGGCUGGCCUACGAGAGGUCCGUACCGAGAGAGACGGCGUCAUCGGGAAGACCGGCAAGGCUGCUACCUACCACACUCUCGGCCUCUACACGCAUGGUGGAACUUUUGGGAUAACUACCCGCACGAAGGAGCAAAGUGCCAUGGCCCGGUACAUCAACGAGUUUGGCAAGCGGCAUCUUGGAAAGGGCGCUACGUGGACCUCGGUUACCAUCGCCUUCAAUACGGAGACGGAUGUCCACCACGACUUCCACAACCUCAAAGGCACCUACAACCACGCCGUUUCCUUCGGCCAGGAAAGCGGCGGCGGUCUGUGGAUAGAGAACAAGGAGAUCAACGAGGGAAACCUGGAAGCAUCUACAGUCAAGUGGCGCCAGGAUAAAGCCGGGCGGUGGAUGCCGGGGAGAGUCGCCGACAACAAGGAGAAGUUCGUGACCUUCGACCCCUUCCUCAAGCACGCUACGGAGCCCUGGGUCGGCGGCAGAUGGUGCUUGGUCUACCAUUCUACAAGGAACUACACCAAGGUCAAUGACGUUCUCCACGGCUACCUCAAGAAGUGCGGAUUCCCUCUACCCAGGAGGAAUGGCGCCGCUCCCGGCGAUGCUACCAGGAGGAAACCCUGUGUUUCAACACGAAAGAAGAUCUUCAACAAUGCCGCUAAAGUUGGCGUGCUGAUGGCGACUCUUCUGACGGCGGCCUCCAGUUACCUUGCCAACCACGUGUUCCCGGAUCCCAUCGUCGAGCCCAUCGUCAUCUUCGAGAUCGGCGGCACAGCUGGCACCGAGGAGGCCGUGUCACUUGGCAAGGACGUGUUCGAGCCCAUGGACUGGGCUACCUACCAAUCUCCGGAGGGCAAAGAGACCGCCUACCACGUGAUCAACGGCGGCGCACCUCGAGAGCUACGGGUGAACCUCUUCGGGAAGAAGGAUGCUUGCAAUCGACCCGUUCUCGAGCUGAUGCAACAGCAGAUCAACGAAGGGGGAACGGUGGUCGUGAAGGGGAGCAGCCAGGACACUAUCUACGACGAAGAGCUCUUCAAGUACCUGCGCGACAACUACACCCAGUACAAUGGCAACGAGCACGGGGAGGAAACCUACAUCUUGUACAGGGCAUGUGAGCGAAGCGAAAAGAUGCCCGGACCUACGAGGUGUCACCAAGUCUGUGUUGUGGAUCGUUCUGGAGAAGGAGACGGGCUUGCACACGAUGUUGCUUAUGAUGGUACAGGUAUCACCUUCGGAGAGACCACCCCUCCGAUGAUAGCGUCCGCCCUUCGGAGGCUACACCAGAACCUCGGCCACCCGCAGAACUGCGACCUCAUCAGGCAUCUACGGCUUGCUGGGUGCGACGAGCCGGUCAUCAAGGCCGCUCGCGGGCUUCGAUGUCAAGUCUGUGAAGCCAAUGCUGCCCCGCGGAUAGCCAGACCUAGCGUGAUCCCGCAGCUCUGUGAUUGGAAUGACACAGUCGGGAUCGACCUCUUCUACGCUCACGACAUCAACGACGUGAAGCACACCUUCCUCUCUGCGGUUGACUACGGGACCACGUACCACCUUGCCGUGAAGGUCGACGGUCAGUCUGCCGAGGACAUCGAGGCGAAGUUCAACGAGAUGUGGAUCGUGCCGUUUGGGCCUCCUAAGAGCGUGGUUGUCGACCUCGACGGCGGAGUACAAGGAGCACUCGGCCGUCUUUGCGACUGGCACAAUAUCGCUAUGAAGAGCAUCGCUGCCCAAAGCCACUGGCAGGCCGGGAUGAUCGAGCGGCAGCAAGCCUGGUGGAAGAACAUAUGGGAAAGACUAGUCUACGAGCUCACCAUCGGCGAGGACGAGGCGGAGAUAGCGGCCCCCAUCAUCAACAGCGCCAAGAACGAUCUUCGGAGAAGGUGCGGACACAGUCCUUCACAAUGGGUGUUCGGCAGGGCACCGCGCAUCCCUGAGGACCUGCAGGACCCCGACGGCGGCAACCACGUCACAUGGGAUGUGAGUGAGGACUCGCGGUUCCAAAGGCAGGCGGCUAUGAGGGCAGCCUCGCGUGUCGCUUUCCAUAGGAGCCAGACAGUCGUCUCCGCAAAGCGUUCUUGCAAAGGCCAUUGGACCGGACCGGCCGUGAUCGUCGGCAAGGAGGGCAACAACUACUGGAUAUCCAGCAAUGGCAGGUGCAGGCUAACCUCUCCCGAACACAUCCGAGGCUCCACACCAGAGGAGGUGGGCGCGUACCUAUCCAUGAAGGGGACUCAACGGGAGGUCGAAAAGCUACUUGAGUUCGACCCUGACGGAGACGAGGCGUUCGAAGAGGACCCCGAGGAUGUCGAGGUCGGCGAGGACGACGAGAUCGGCGACAUGGAGCUCGACCACGACGAGGACCUCGUCCUGGAGCCGGCCCUGGUCGAUGAGGACCUACCUAUGCCUACGCGACGGCUCAAGCGCAAGACCAACAUGACCCAGCUCGACGAGACGGCGAAUGAGGCCAUGAUCCUCAAGAGUGACCUCACCCGAAGGGGAGUCGAGAAGCGGAAGGAGAAGGAGCUCAAGUGGACGGAAAUUCCAGAGGAGGUCCGGGAGAAGUUCCACGACGCGGAGCGCGUACAGUGGGAGGAGCACUUGUCCUACGACGCCCUGGAGCCCUUGACGACCGAGGCCAGCGAUGAGGUACGAGCUCGGGUCGCCCCAGAGAGGAUCUUGCGCUGCAGAUGGGCGUAUAAAGACAAGAACUGGGCGCGACGAAGAGAAGGAGACGCAGAGGCGCCAUGGCGAUGCAAAUCCCGCCUUGUCAUCGCCGGACACACCGAUCCGGACUUGGGCAACGAGCAUCUGUCUACCGACGCGCCCACCCUUUCCAGAAGCGGACUGGCCUGCCUUCUCCAGCUCACUGCCAAUGGCCUUGCGCAAAAAGACCGCUGGGAGCUGUCUGCUGGAGAUAUCCGAUGUGCAUUUCUGACAGGAAGCUACCUCUCUCGAGAACUCUUCAUGCACCAGCCGAGGACGGGGUUCCCGGGUAUGUCACCAGGGCAACUCGUGCGCAUAAAGAAGAACGUGUUCGGCCUCGCCACCAGUCCUCACGAGUGGUGGGGAGAUCUCCAAGCCGGCUUCCGUGAAGUGAAGAUUCAAGGCGAAGACGGCAACGAGUACCGCUUUGAUCAAUGCCCUCUUGAUCCUUGCAUUUUUAUGCUUCGCCGGUGGAACAACGAGGAGUUCAUCGGCAGCCCGAUUGCCUACGUGGGUUGCCAUGUCGACGACCUGUUGGUGGCUGGUCCCAGAAGUGUCAGAAAGAAGAUCGAAGAAGCACUCUCCGUUGUCUUUCCGAUUGAGUCUUGGGAAGAGGAGGAGUUCGAGUUCCUUGGGUCACAGAUCAAGGUGGGCCAGGAGGCAAUCCAGGUGGUCCAGGAGAAGUACGCCACUACCCGCCUCUUCAAGCUCGAGAUCCCCACCGACGCGAAGGACGAAGAGGUUGCGAGCGAUGAGCUCGCAUGUGACAACAGAUCAUUGAUAGGUGCAUUGUCGUGGAUGGCGGGACAAAGCCGUCCGGACUUGACUUGUGCCGUGAGUAUGGCACAGCAACUCCAGAAGCAGCCCACGGUCGGCGACCUCCGCUUCACGAACGCGACGGCCUCCAAAGCGCUACAGUUCAAGAGUCAAGGCCUGGUGUUCCGCCCUGUUGCUCUGGAGAGGCUGAUGCUGGUGAUCUACCACGACGCGGCCUGGGCGAACGUCCCCGAGGCCGAUCCCUACGAGGACUACUAUGUCUUGACCCCGGAGGACGAUCUCGCGGGGCUCCAGACCGAGGGGCCCUACGUCAACAAGAGUGAUGGGAGAAAGGCGAAGAAGGGGAGCUCUAAAGUCGCGUCGCAACUUGGAGUCCUCGUCACCUUCACCGACAGAGGGGCCCUCAACAACGAGCCCGGGAACUUCAGCAUUGCCGACUGGAAGUCACGUGCCGGCCAGAGGGUCUGCAGGAGUACUUUCGGUGCAGAGACUCAAGCAUGCGCAGAAGGAUUGGAAACCGGACAAUACAUCCGGUCGAUGCUGGAGACCCUUGUCAAAGGGCCAUUGGUCACGGUUGAGCAGGCCACGACCCCGCUCCUUUGCCUCAGCGACUGCCGAUCACUCUACGACCACCUCAACCGUCAAGGAGUACCUCGUGUACCGACGGACAAAAGGCUUGCAGUCGACCUGGCAGCACUGAGGCAAGCUCUACGAGCUGAAAUGUGGUGCGAGGAUCUGCCAAUCGCCUGGAUUCCAGGUGCUGUCCAGAAAGGGCAAGUUAGUUUUGCCUCUCGCAAUUGGCGGAAGAGGAGCAUGCGCGAUGGUGUCUUCCCUUUCGAGCUUUGUUACGACAAGUCAGACCUUCCCGAAAGCCAAAACCCGGUUCUACCUUCGCAAAUCAAGGUGGACCACUUGUUCAUAGCUGCUGCUGGCAACGAUGGGAAAGAUGUGGACGUCAGCAACAUGGCUGCAUGGGAACAUGACAUGUCGGCAUGGGAGUUUGAGGUUGUAGACCUGGAUGUCCGAUUGAAAAAGCUUCCGAGAGUCAUGAGUAUUUGUAUCAGCCAAAGCGAUCCUGGCUUGAAGACGGAUGCCAUCCUUAGCCUGGCUGGGCUUUUGAAAAACUCCGACAGAAUGCUCAUUCUCUGGGAUCCAACGUGGACAGAGAGGUUGUGGUGCUUGUUUGAGCUUGCUGCCUUCCUGAAGAGCAAGAAGACACAACAGCAACACCUUAUCGUCAGGCCCAUCUUCAUGGGACCUCUUUCCAUCUCAGUCUUCCUUACUUUUGGUGCCAUCGCAACGUCAAUCGCAACAGUACCUGUCGAAGACGAAAGAACGGUUGUCACACUACUGGCGACCAUUGCGUUUUCGGCGUUUGUCGCUGCAUUCCCGACGGCCAGCACCAUCCGAAGAUACUUUCGAGAUUUGGACACCAUGAAGCUGCAGUUGUCGUCGAUUUCCGUUGAUUCUACGAGGAGUACAUGCUGCGACUUCAACCAUUUGACUCCCUCGGGUGAACCUAUGCUCUGUGAUCGUAAGAUCGUGAAAGAGUGCUUGAAUAUUUGGUUUGGUAGCGAAUCAAAUUUUGAGGACACGGUGCGCACCGAGGUCCUGCGCAUUUUGAACCGUGAUCUCACCGAGAAGGUAUUCAGUACUCCAUGGGCCUUGGGGGUGACUUCUCCAUCAUCAUUCUGGCUUUCAUGGAUGUCUCUGCAAGCUGGACUCAAGUCGACGAUAAGUUUGAUCCGCUGUGGCAUCAUCCUGUUUGGUGAUUUGGUUGCUCUUCGUCCCGGCGACGAAGGAUCUCUUGAUACUUUUGCUCCGGCUUGGGCGGCAGAGACCAAGAAGUACUUGCCUUGA
Molecule: messenger RNA, 8667 nt
Organism: Symbiodinium sp. CCMP2592
Lineage: Eukaryota; Dinophyceae; Suessiales; Symbiodiniaceae
Source: the annotation of a GenBank genome assembly